AUAUAUAUUCAAUUCAUGUCAAGUCUUCCUUGUUUCUCUGUUGCACGACUCACGAUUAAGGAUCACCUGAAGAAAAUCGACCCCAAUAUUUUCCUCCUGAAGAAAAGCGAUCCCAAUAUUUUCCACCUGAAGAUAAACGACCCCUGCUUGUUGGUGUCUCCAAUCUUCAGGAUGAAGAUGUGGGUGAGACUAGCUUUGCUAGUGGUUGCUACCAUACACUGUGCUUCAAGUGCUCCAGCAGAGGACGAGAUCACUGACUUACCAGGCCUCGGAUAUACUGUGCCCUUUAAACACUACAGUGGCUACUUGACAGGUUCUGAGGGCAAACAGCUACACUACUGGUUCACAGAAUCCUCCAACAACCCUAAAGAUGACCCAGUGAUGCUAUGGAUGAAUGGUGGGCCAGGUUGCUCUUCCUUGCUAGGUCUAUUCACGGAACUCGGACCGUACCGAAUUGAUCUCGAUGGCAAAACCUUAGUGGAGAACGUUAACUCGUGGAACACAGUGGCUAAUAUGCUAUUCUUGGAGGCCCCAGCCUGUGUGGGUUUCUCCUAUGACGUCAAUGGCAACUGCACCACAAAUGAUGAUGAAACGGCCUUGUCGAAUUAUAAUGCGCUCAAAGACUUCUUCACUAAUAAGUUUCCCGAGUAUCGCAACAACACGUUUUUCAUCACAGGAGAAUCCUACGGAGGAAUCUACGUGCCAACACUGACCGUUCAAGUGGUUGAGGGGCUGGAGGAUUUCCCGCUCAAUUUUCAAGGAUACGCCAUUGCUAAUGGUAUUACCAGCUGGCGGGAUAGCAAUAAUGGCAACAUUUUCUUCGGGUAUUACCACGGGCUUUACGGAGUCACACUCUGGGACAGCUUAGUUCAGAACUGCUGCGAGGGCGGUGUUGAAAGCAGAGAAACCUGCAAUUUUUACGACCCAACAGAUCCCGUUUGUCUUGCUGCUACAGAUGAGGCAUACGGCAUAAUCUACGGUGGAGAGCUUAAUAGCUACAACUUAUACGGGGAAUGCAAGACUCCUUCACAAUCAUUCCUCACGCGCUAUAUGGCUGACUUGAAGGGCCUAAGAAUGAGUCAUCACCUCGACUUGAACAGACUCAACAUGCCUAGAGAAACACCACCAUGCCUUGACUACACCCAUGUCAUCAACUACCUCAACGCAGCUGAAUUCUUGAAGGCUGCCCAUAUUCAUGAUGGUCUGCCAGCAUGGGAUGUUUGCAGUGAUAUCUUAGAUUACCGCUCAAAUUACGACACUAUGGAAGAGCAGUACAAGUACUUAACCCCUAGGGUUCACGGUUUGUUCUUCACUGGGGACGUUGACAUGGCCUGCAAUUUCCUUGGAGCGGAGUGGUUCUUCGAAAAACUUAAUCUAGAGGUUGUUGCCAAACGUAGGAUGUGGUUCUACUCGGACAAAAACUUGGUUGGAGGCUUUGUCAAAGAAUUCAAGAAUCUGGACUUAGUAACAGUCCUUGGUGCAGGGCAUAUGGCCCCUGAAGAAAAACCUGAGGCUGUACUCAAGCUUAUAACUUCUUUCAUCAACGGGGACCCUUAUUAGAAAUUCCCCAAGCUCACUGAACUCAUAAACCGUCUCUCUCUUUGCCGAACAUUAAUUGAAGCAAUAGGAUUUUAUUACUAAUUCAUUAAUUCAUGGACUGUACGGUAUCUAGAGAAGUACUUGUGAUUAUGCUUCAAUAAUAAAAGAUUACAUUAUAUAA
Molecule: messenger RNA, 1720 nt
Organism: Macrobrachium nipponense
Lineage: Eukaryota; Metazoa; Arthropoda; Malacostraca; Decapoda; Palaemonidae
Product: lysosomal protective protein-like
Exons: 11
Coding region: 16-1560 (514 amino acids)
Biological process (GO): proteolysis
Molecular function (GO): serine-type carboxypeptidase activity
Source: RefSeq, a predicted model, not a curated record